UAGGUUAUUUGACAAUUGAAAUAUGUCAUUUUUAUGAUUGCGAAAUUAGUGCAUAGUUGAUUCCAAAAGACAAACAACGGAUGAAAUUAGUUGCUGUGACCUAGCCGGAAAGUUGAAAAACUAGUGACAAUGUGGUGUCAGUGAUGCGUUUAAAAGGAAAGAAUAACGCAAAGUUUCAUAGUGUCUAUAAGGUGCUUUCCCGUAUAUGUCGAGCAGUGGAUAAAGGUCAACUCGAUGGUUUCAUGGCUGAUGGUGCGGUUCCUCCCCUGAAAAAUGGGAAUAAUUCUAAAAGCACUGGUUUCACAGCACAAAAUAACAUUAACAAUGUGAAAGGAGGCGCAACAAGCCCCGAUGUGGCGAAUACGGUGCAUGUGGCCGGACAAUAUGCCCCGAAAGUCCUACGGAAUUUAAAUGCUCAGAGACUGAAGAACCAAUUCACCGAUGUGUGUCUUGUCGCCGGUGACAGUGUGAUUCGGGCUCACAAAUUGGUCCUGGCGGCCGGAAGUGCUUACUUCAAUGCCAUGUUCACCAGCGGACUCGUCGAGGAGCAGCAGGACUCUGUCGAAAUUCACUCCGUGUCCGCGAAAAUACUCGCAAUUCUUGUCGACUUUAUUUACACCGGAAAUGUAGACAUUACUCAGGAUAAUGUCCAGGAGCUCUUUGCCGCUGCUGAUAUGCUGGAACUCGAAGAAGUUGUUGCCGGAUGUAUCGCUUAUCUCGAGCAACAACUCCAUUAUACUAAUGCCCUUGGAAUUUACAGAUUUGCAGAAGCACACAACAGUUCAAAUCUUUUGGAGACUGCCUUACGCUUUAUCGAAGUCAAUUUUCCUCGAGUGUCACAAGAGGAAGAAUUCUUGGACCUGCCAAAGGAAUAUCUCGUUCGUUUUCUCAGUAGCGAAUAUAUUCACAUUGAUACAGAAUUUCAGGUCUUCCAAGCAGCCUACAAUUGGAUAACACACGACAUACCUGCUAGAAGGUGUUACGUUUUUGAAAUACUAGGUCUAAUAAGGCUGCGCCUUUGUUCUAUCGCUCGUCUAGAGCAAAUAAUUCAAGACUGCGUCGAUGCCAGUCUCAUUGUCGCUUUGCGCUCGAUUCAGAAAGACUUGGUUUCGAACAAAGGCUGUCUCGUGCCCUUGCAUGCGCAGCCCCGACUUUGUGCUAAGAAAAAUAUCCUCGUGAUUGGUGGCUCGAAGCGGGAACAUUGCCCUGACAGUUGGGCGAGAGCUGCCGAAAGUACUUAUGAAACUAUCGACAAAUACGACACCUUUACUGGAGAAUGGAGCGAAGUGGCGCCGAUAGGCAUCGGGCGAAUUCUGCCGGGCGUAGCUUUAUUAGACGGGAAAGUGUACGUGGUCGGAGGCGAGUUGGAAUCUUGUAUAAUCGCAAACGGCGAAUGUUACGACCCUCGUGACGACGUGUGGACCUCGAUCGCUUGCAUGGAAGAGCCUAGAUGUGAUUUUGGAUUAUGUGCCUUGGAUAAUAGUUUAUACGCAUUUGGUGGUUGGGUCGGCGAGGACAUUGGACGUUCGAUUGAAAUUUACGACCCGAUCACCAACACUUGGACGCUAGAUGGCGAACUUCCGGAACCUCGAUUUAGUAUGGGCGUCGUAGCUUAUGAAGGACUUAUAUACGUCGUGGGUGGAUGCACACCUAUUAGUAGACAUCAUCAAGAAGUAAUGAGCUACAAUCCGAUAAACAAAAAAUGGAAAUAUCUAUCACCGUUGUUGACACCUCGUUCACAAAUGGGGAUCACUGUGCUUGAUGGAUAUAUUUAUGUUGUCGGCGGUACUAACAAAAAUCAUGAGGUUCUAACAUCCGUGGAGAGGUACUCUUUCAAAAAGAAUGAAUGGACCACGGUCGCCCCAAUGAAAGUGGGCAGAUCCUAUCCUGCAGUGGCAGCAGCCGACGGUCGCUUAUACGUGAUAGGCGGCGAUCAGUCGCAAGAAAUAAAUUUUUACAGAACGCAAAUCACAAUUUCGACUGUUGAGUGUUACGAUCCGAACUCGGACAAGUGGCACGAGUGCGCUUCUCUUCCGACGAGCCGAGGAGAAGCGGCUGCGAUAAUUGCACCAUUUUGAUUGAUGAUUUCUCUCAUCUCUCAAAUCGUAUUGUCCAUCGAACAUUUUUUCUUACUUUAAUCAAGAGAGCUGUCCAACUUUAGAGGCCUUGCGAAUAAUAAAAUUGCCAGAUUUUUGCGGAUUCUAGAAUUCGAGGCGAAGCUAGGCUUUAUAAAUUGUAUAUAAUGUAGGAAAAGUUAUUAAGCCUUUGUAUCAUUCUCUUUUUUAUUUUGUUCCAAUGCGAGCAAUUGAAAUGUCGAUCGAAAUGACGAAUAUUGACUCUUUUUAAGAAAUAUUGGAACAGAAAUAUUGUCUGGGCCGCGAUUUGCCUUUUUUAUUUAAAAAGAGAAAGAAUAUUGAAACGUAAAUUAUAAUUUUUUGCGCAAUUUUCUGUUUAAUUUAACAACAAAAUUCCAAUACUUCUUCACAGAGUGCUUCACAAUUUGAUCUCAAUAGAUAGAAAUUCGAAGCAGGGUUUAUUUUAGUUUAAGAAUCGGGGUGACUAUCUGACCGGGAAAUUGGGGAAAUUUUUUACAGCAACCGGGAUUUGACAGUGUAUUUCUGGAAUUUGGAAAAAAAAUUUAGAAGAAAAUUUUAUAUAAUCACUUGAAAUAUCACAAAUUUCAUAUAACUUUUAUUUUCUGAUAUUUA
Belonocnema kinseyi is the source of this 2708-nucleotide messenger RNA. Its product is annotated as actin-binding protein IPP. Gene Ontology annotation, molecular function: protein binding. Lineage: Eukaryota; Metazoa; Arthropoda; Insecta; Hymenoptera; Cynipidae. The record is from RefSeq and is a predicted model, not a curated record. The transcript has 7 exons. The coding region runs from base 144 to 2078 and encodes 644 amino acids.